Molecule: messenger RNA, 510 nt
Organism: Trypanosoma rangeli
Lineage: Eukaryota; Euglenozoa; Kinetoplastea; Trypanosomatida; Trypanosomatidae
Product: transmembrane protein 216
Exons: 1
Coding region: 1-510 (169 amino acids)
Biological process (GO): non-motile cilium assembly
Cellular component (GO): ciliary transition zone
Source: RefSeq, a predicted model, not a curated record
AUGGACGUGGACAUCUCAACGGUGGGUGGUCCCUCACUUUCUUUUCAGCUUCUGCUGUACGGUUCUUUUGGGUGGAGCGGCAUCUGGUUCAUCCUGACGCUGGCGCUCCUCAUCUACAAGGGAACUUUGCUGCCGUUUCCUCCCGCAGCGCUGCCAAUGGAAAGUGUCUCGGCAUUUCUUCUUCUCCUCGUGGACAUUGCCGCUCUAGUCCUCGGUACACGCGGGAAUCUUACAGAGGAAGUAAGUACAUCAUGCCUUGCCCUUUGCCUUCUAGUUGUGGCAUCGGUGGGGGCCGCUUAUUACAUGUGGUUACAGACAUAUGUCACGAUGCUUGAUUUGGUUUUCUCUGCCAUACUCCUUGGCCUUAACAUAUUGGCGGCGUUGGCAGGGGUCUACGUGGUACAAGGCGUCGUGCGGGCGAAACGCGGCCCGCGGCAGAGAUUUGCACCACCACCACAGGGCCUGCCGAUUCCUCUGCGGAAUAACAUGAAGCGGCAGAAGGGGGACUAG